ACGCACCGACUGUACCUGUCUGCAUGAAGUGUGAGACGAAAUGUUCCAAUUGGUGGGAUCUUGUACAGCAUGCGGAAAUUGAACAUAAUUUAGUCUUGUAUAGAAAGCAAGAAGUAACUAACAUCCCAUCUACAUCUGGAGACGGAGAUCAAGAAUUGUCAGAUGCCAUUCCAGAAGAAUUUACGGUUAGUUGGGGUAGUCUCAGCGAAGACGGAGAUGCAACCUGGUCGACCACAACCGAAUUUACUAAUGGCGAUGCCAACUGCGAAAAAAAUAAUAUUAGUUGUAAUUAUUAUCAGACAGAAGAUAAUCAUUGUAAAGAAUCUCAAGAGGAAAAAGACACGUCAUCGUGUGUAGCCGAAGAGUCGUCAUCAACAGCAGAGAAGUCUGUCGGAACCGAAGAUCUGUCCGAGAUUUAAAAACUUCCGAACUUAAAAAAGUUUUUAAGAAUUGAAGAUUGCUCAUUUUCAAAUUUACUUUUAUAUUUAUAGAUCUCAUUUAGAAUUACCGUAUACGAAUCUCAUCUGUAUAUUAAACACUAAAACUGACAAUAUAAAUAGGUUUUUAGUUUAGUUUAGUGUAAGAUAUUAUUACAUCAUUUCAUAGGACCAAAAGCGCUUGGGGGAAGACGCGAAAUUAUGGAAAUUCUCAAUUUUCAGUAUAAGAUGGCACUUCGGAAAAACAAAAAUUUAUUUGUUCACACUAAAAACUUUUAUUUUUGAAAUAAUUCAAAAUAUUAGUGUGUUCUGCCCGACACUCAUACGUACAUAUUUAUGUUAGACUACAACAAUCGAUAGCAGAAAGCCUGUGUGGUCAUAAUACACGUCGAUCGAAAUCGUUUUGAAAUGCACCACCAGUAGAACGUGUUACCAUCGUGCAGACAUGAAAAAAGUUCUGUAAUAUUUUUUCUUGUCGAGUAAAAAUAAUCUGUAAUUACUCACGUUAAAUGACUCGCAAUCUAAAUCGGGAAAGUAUAGAUAGGACUGUUGUAUUGCUGGACUUAUUAUUUUUUCUACGAUGUAGAGUUAGGAAUUCUACUGCUCGGGUGCCAAAUGAAAGAACGCCAUCUAGGAAACAAAAGUUGUUUUGUUCCUCGAGAACAUUUCUGCGUUCCCGACGCGUUUCUCAUUAUUUGUUUUAUUUUUUAUUUACUUAAAAAGGAUCCAAGAGAUCAUACGAAAAAAAAAAGUUUCUAUUCCGAACGAGAACGGUCGGAACCAUUUGAUAACAAUUAAGAUGCGCAUUUACUCAGUGUAGUUGGAAAGAACGAAAAUUACAUGUCGAGAAUAAAAAUUAAUUGAAGUACGAAAUGCUAUUAUGUUUUUCCGGUCUACACACUAUUUGCAUUGUACAAAUUACAUAGGUUACACUGCAUUUUAUGGAAGGAUAGAAAUGGCAUAUUCAUUUUCAAUAUAAAAUAAUACAAUGAUUUUAAGCUUAACGUCUAUAAAAUCUAAUGGUAUAGUUUUCUGCACAAUUCGAAGAAAACUAAUUCGUAAUUUUGUUUUAGAUAUUCAGAAUUUAUGUAUUAUGACAUAAAUGCCAUUAUAUAAAUUUAUGAAACGUUCUAAUGUAUAUUGUCGCUUAAUCACUAUCAUUUAUUGUUUAUUGAUGUUUAAUAAAAGUUCGUGAUGAUA
This is a messenger RNA of Centruroides sculpturatus (bark scorpion), 1637 nucleotides long. RefSeq lists its product as uncharacterized. The coding region runs from base 24 to 419 and encodes 131 amino acids. NCBI's taxonomy places the organism in Eukaryota, Metazoa, Arthropoda, Arachnida, Scorpiones, Buthidae. The transcript is spliced from 4 exons. The record is from RefSeq and is a predicted model, not a curated record.